Molecule: messenger RNA, 1352 nt
Organism: Elephantulus edwardii (Cape elephant shrew)
Lineage: Eukaryota; Metazoa; Chordata; Mammalia; Macroscelidea; Macroscelididae
Gene: RIMKLB
Product: ribosomal modification protein rimK-like family member B
Exons: 5
Coding region: 47-1207 (386 amino acids)
Biological process (GO): protein modification process
Cellular component (GO): cytoplasm
Molecular function (GO): ligase activity, forming carbon-nitrogen bonds; metal ion binding; ATP binding
Source: RefSeq, a predicted model, not a curated record
AUUCAAAAGGAAGUAAUCCAGGAAAAGGAGACAGAAGCAAAUCAAGAUGUGUAGCUCUGUGGCUGCCAAAUUGUGGUUUUUGACAGAUCGUCGCAUCAGGGAAGACUAUCCCCAGAAAGAGAUUUUACGGGCCUUGAAGGCCAAAUGUUGUGAAGAAGAACUAGACUUCAGGGCUGUGGUGAUGGAUGAAGUGGUGCUGACAAUUGAACAAGGGAAUCUUGGUCUGCGUAUUAAUGGAGAACUAAUCACUGCCUACCCUCAGGUGGUGGUAGUAAGAGUACCAACCCCUUGGGUACAGAGUGAUAGUGACAUCACUGUUUUGCGUCAUCUAGAGAAGAUGGGAUGUCGGCUGAUGAACCGUCCUCAAGCCAUCCUUAAUUGUGUUAAUAAGUUCUGGACAUUUCAAGAGUUGGCUGGCCAUGGUGUCCCUCUGCCAGAUACUUUUUCUUACGGUGGCCAUGAAAAUUUUGCUAAAAUGAUUGAUGAAGCAGAAGUAUUGGAGUUUCCAAUGGUAGUGAAGAAUACACGGGGUCAUAGAGGCAAAGCCGUUUUCUUGGCUCGAGAUAAGCAUCAUUUGGCUGAUCUAAGCCAUCUUAUUCGCCAUGAAGCACCCUACUUGUUCCAAAAGUAUGUUAAAGAGUCCCACGGACGAGACGUACGUGUCAUUGUUGUGGGAGGCCGUGUAGUUGGAACCAUGUUACGUUGUUCAACUGACGGGAGGAUGCAAAGCAACUGCUCACUAGGUGGAGUGGGGAUGAUGUGCUCAUUGAGUGAACAAGGGAAACAGCUGGCUGUCCAGGUGUCUAAUAUCCUGGGGAUGGAUGUGUGUGGCGUUGACCUGUUGAUGAAAGAUGACGGCUCCUUCUGUGUCUGUGAAGCCAAUGCAAAUGUAGGUUUCAUCGCCUUUGAUAAGGCUUGUAAUCUAGAUGUAGCUGGUAUCAUAGCGGACUAUGCCGCCUCCCUUCUGCCCUCUGGCCGGCUCACCAGGCGUAUAUCCCUGCUCUCCGUGGUGUCCACGGCCAGUGAGACUAGUGAGCCGGAGCUGGGUGCCCCAACCAGCACUGCUGUUGACAACAUGAGUGCGAGUUCCAGCUCUGUUGACAGCGACCCUGAAAGCACGGAUCGGGAGGUGCCCACCAAGCUCCCAGGGGGCCUGUUCAACAUGAACCAGCUGCUAGCCAAUGAAAUCAAACUCCUGGUGGAGUGACUCCACUGGUAAAUAAUUAACCAACAAAACCCUUGUAAAACUUAAUUUCUUUUUCUUUAUUAUUAUUUUUUAAACCAACUUGCAAUGCUGUUCAUGGAAAACACUCAGGAAGAUGAGAGCAAUUUGAGUAAAAUUAGUUGAGAGA